Oncorhynchus tshawytscha (Chinook salmon) is the source of this 1157-nucleotide messenger RNA. RefSeq names its product transcription factor 24-like. NCBI's taxonomy places the organism in Eukaryota, Metazoa, Chordata, Actinopteri, Salmoniformes, Salmonidae. The transcript has 3 exons. The record is from RefSeq and is a predicted model, not a curated record. The coding region runs from base 231 to 794 and encodes 187 amino acids. Gene Ontology annotation, biological process: regulation of transcription by RNA polymerase II; developmental process. Gene Ontology annotation, molecular function: DNA-binding transcription factor activity, RNA polymerase II-specific; RNA polymerase II transcription regulatory region sequence-specific DNA binding; protein dimerization activity.
AAGUCAAGGGGAGGGAAAGAGACACUGAGAAAGAGGGAUGGUUGGAGAGGGAGGAUGUAGGACCACGAUGCACAGCGGAGAAGCCGUGAUUGGAGAUUGCUAGAGGGUCUGGGUAGCUGCGGUUAAGAGCAGUCGAGCUCUGGGUCUCUGUGGGUCUUUGUUAGGGUGGCUGGAUAUCUGUUUGGGGCUGGUUGGUCUUCAUUAGAGUGGCUGGGGGUCCUGAAGAAUUCAUGGCUGAAAAGCAGCUGGAGGAUCCUAAGUCCAUUCCAGCAGAGCAGACCAAGAUGUAUUCACAGAACCAGUUCAGUCUGAGAACACCGCAGCCUGGACACAGACAGUCCACACGUAGGGAUCCUAAGAAGUGGGUGAGGUCUGGGUGUGUUAAUGGGGUGCAGCCUAGCAGGGCCAUGAAGUCCCAUCACUCCCCAGAGAACGCGGCCAGGGAGAGGAGCCGUGUGCGUAACCUCCGUCAGGCCUUCCACAGCCUGCAGGCAGCCCUGCCCUCCGUCCCCCGUGACACCAAGCUCUCCAAGCUGGACGUCCUGGUCCUGGCCACCGACUACAUCGCCCACCUUACUGAGACUCUGGAUCAGGGAGGGCCUCUGUCUGAACUCCCACUACCCCCCAGGGCAGGGGGCUACCUCCACCCAGUCAAGAAGUGGCCGAUGCGCUCCUUGCUGUACUGUGGGAGUGUGGGAGGACUGCUGUCAGCCAAUCAGACACCAGUGUCAGGAGAGAAGGCGACGCAUCCACUGACCCCUAGCCCAGAGGUCAACAUGGAUAGAUCCAUUUAGUACUAGGAGCGAUGAAAUAACAAUAUAUCCAACUUAACUUAUAUCCACCUGCUUAUGAAACUGCAGUGAAUUGCAAUGUACAAGUUAUGUACUUGCUGAACACGGAAACUCUUACAAUGUCCAGGGGAUUAGAUACAAUGAUUAAGAUAUAAAAUACAAAACCAAAGGAUCGCUUUGCUUAGCACAUUGUACCACUUAUUUAUUACACGGCUUAAAACAUAAAUCACUAAAAGUGUGUAAAAUAAUUUGUUAUGAUCUAAGAGUGCAAUGUUGUUUUGAGGGUCUCAAAGCAAUGUUGACCAUUUCAGUGACUUAUUGUGUUUUUAGCUUUAGGAUGAAUUAAAGUUGAUCUUUAUCCCUGUC